This is a messenger RNA of Triticum dicoccoides, 4275 nucleotides long. RefSeq lists its product as uncharacterized. Gene Ontology annotation, molecular function: heme binding; iron ion binding; zinc ion binding. The transcript is spliced from 5 exons. NCBI's taxonomy places the organism in Eukaryota, Viridiplantae, Streptophyta, Magnoliopsida, Poales, Poaceae. The record is from RefSeq and is a predicted model, not a curated record. The coding region runs from base 1 to 4275 and encodes 1424 amino acids.
AUGCAGCUCGCCGCGGUGUACACGGACCCUUGGGUGCUCUCCGCCACCGCCCUCUUCGUCCUCGUCCACCUCCUGCUCCGGCACUUCCGCUCCGGCGGCCGCCGCCUCCCGCCGGGACCGCGCGGCUUCCCGAUACUCGGCGCGCUGCCGCUCGUCGGCCCGACCCCGCACACCGGGCUGGCGGCGCUGGCCCGGAAGCACGGCCCGGUCAUGUACCUCAAGAUGGGCACCUGCGGCGUCGUGGUGGCGUCGUCCCCCGCGGCGGCGCGACAGUUCCUCAAGGUGCAGGACGCGCGCUUCGCCGACCGCCCCGCCGUCGCCAGCGCCGUGGACAUCACGUACGGCUUCCAGACCAUCGCGUUCGGCAUGCAGGGGCCCCGGUGGAAGCAGAUGCGCAAGCUGUCGACCGUGCACCUGCUCGGGGCGCAGGCCAUGGCGGAGUGGGCGUCCGUUCGCCGGGACGAGGCCGGCCGCCUGCUGCGCGACGUGGUCGGGGCCUCCGUGGCCGGCGAGCUGGUCUCCGUGCCGGACGUGCUGGUGCGCGCGUUCGCCAACAUCGUCGGGCAGAUCACGCUGAGCAAGAGGCUGUUCGACACCCAGGGCGACGAGGCCAACAUAUACAAGGAGAUGAUCACGUUGGUGCAGAGCGGGUCGGGGCUGUUCAACAUCAGCGACUUCGUGCUGGCCCUGUCACGCUUCGACCUGCAGGGCGUGCAGGCGAAGCUGCGGAAGAUCCACCUCCGCUUCGACGACAUGAUCACCAGCCUCCUGGACGAGCACUCGGCGACGGCCAAGCAGCGGCAGGGCCGGCCGGACUUCAUCGACAAGCUCCGAGCCAGCAUGGCCGACAGCAAGGACAGCAACGACGCCGACACGAUCUCCGAAGUCAACGUCAAGGGAUUCGUAUUUGACAUGUUCACCGCCGGCACGGACACGGCGUCGAUCAUCGCGGAGUGGGCGAUGGCGGAGAUGAUCAAGAACCCGUCCAUCAUGGCGCGCGCGCAGGAGGAGAUGGACCGCGUGGUCGGCCGCGGCCGCCGCCUCGAGGAGUCGGACGUCGCCGGCCUCCCCUACCUGCAGGCCGUAUGCAAGGAGGCGAUGCGGCUCCACCCCUCGACGCCGCUCAGCAUCCCGCACUUCUCCGGCGAGGAGUGCGAGGUGGACGGGUACCACAUCCCGAAGAACACGCAGCUGCUCGUCAAUAUCUGGGCCAUCGGCCGGGACGCGGCGACGUGGGAGGAGCCGCUGGAGUUCCGGCCGGAGCGGUUCCCGUCCGGGCCGACGGCGAACGUGGACGUGCUGGGGAACCACUUCGAGCUCAUCCCCUUCGGCGCCGGCCGGAGGAUCUGCGUGGGGAAGCUGGCCGGCAUGGUGUUCGUGCAGUACUUUCUGCUUCCUGGAAAAGAGCUUAUCAAUGGCUUGGUGUUCCUUAAUGAUGACAGUUGGUGUGUGAAGAUGGCUGAGUACAUUUGUGUUGGAGGAGUUGCUAAUGUGUAUGUGGAGUAUCAUGGAGAGGAAGAUAGCAAUGACAACAGCAGUGGGAGUGAUUUUGAGGAUGAAAUCAUGGAACAGAGUGAUGAUGAUGAACUAGAUGCAGUUAUAACUGCUGAAGAACCAGAUGCAGUUAUAACUGCUGAUGAACCAAAUGCAGUAACUGGUGUUGAACCUGCAGAGUCUGACACUAAUGUGCUCAUACCUGAUGAAACUGGUGUGAUCACUCAAAGAAUUUGCAGCCCCUUGAAGCAGAGAAGAAGCAAUGCCAUAGAAGUAGAUGUGGAUGAAAUGACAGGCAUGGAAGGAGUUUUUUCUCAGGUUUUGGAUCCAAGUCAACCUGCAUCAGCCUGUGCUUCUGAACCUCAGGCUUCAGGGCAUGUCAAUAACCAAAUGGUGAUAGCUGCAAAUGUUGACAGUGGCAAUCAAAAUUCAGACUCAGACAGUGACACUGAAUACAUUGGACAUACUGAUGAUAGUAGGGAGGAUUCAGAAGUUGUGGAGCUCAGGAGACAUGCUAGGAAAUUUAAGAAAAGGAUGAGAGACUCCAAGAGCUGGAUAGGUAGGGAUGCUACAGGGCCAGUGCCAAUUGAAUUGAUUGCCAACAUGGAGGAGCAAAUUGAAAGAGAAGAAAUGGAUUGGAACUAUGAUUCAUCUGAUGAGGACUACAGCUAUGAUGAAGAUUCAGAUGGUCAUAUAAGGAAGAGGAAGAGUACAUUCCCAAGAUACAACCCUGAAAGUGAAGUACCACAUUUUGCUUUGACCAUGGUUUUUAGAAGCAAGAAUCAGCUGUGCAAAGCUUUGAGAAGAUAUGGACUAGUAACAAAGAGGAGCAUAAAGUUCAUGAAAUCUGAGUGUGACAGAGUAAGGGCAAAGUGUGGAUGGCCUGACUGCCCAUGGCUGAUAUAUGCAGCCAAGAGAUCAAGGACUUCAAGAUUCCAAGUCAUAACAUAUAAUGAUGAUCACCAAUGUGCACAGAACAGAUGCAACAAGUUGGUUACUGCAAAGGUGAUUGCACAGAGGUAUGAGCACUUCAUAUUGGCAAAUCCUAUGUGGAAAAUUGGGAGCAUGAAAGCAACUGUUUUGCAAGAUAUGUUUGCUGAUGUCUCCACUUCAAAGUGCAAGCAUGCAAAAAGAAUUGCCAUGGACAAAUUAUUGUGUGGAAUGAACAAUGAAUACACUAGAGUGUUUGACUACCAACUUGAGCUGCUAAGGAGCAACCCUGGAAGCACAGUUGCUGUUUGCAUGGAUCCAACCAACAUGGAGGAAAGUGUAUUCCAGAGCUUCUACAUGUGCUUUAAUGCAAUGAAGCAAGGAUUCAAGGCUGGUUGCAGAAAAGUAAUAGGCCUUGAUGGUUGUUUCUUCAAAGGUGCAGUGAAGGGUGAGCUAUUGUGUGCCAUAGGUAGAGAUGCAAAUAAUCAAAUGUAUCCACUAGCCUGGGCUGUAGUUGAGAAUGAAACUAAUAUCACAUGGAAGUGGUUUGUUGGGCUGCUCAUUAAGGACUUGGAAAUAAACAAUAAUGGAGCUGGCUGGGUUAUUAUUUCUGAUCAGCAGAAGGGCUUGAUAAAUGCAGUGAAUGAUUACCUUCCUGCUGCAGAGCAUAGGAUGUGUGCUAGGCACAUUUAUGCUAAUUGGAGGAAGAAACAUAAAGAUCAUGAGUGGCAAAAGAAAUUCUGGGCAGUUGCUAAGGCUUCCAACAGGCAAGAUUUCAACUAUUAUAAGGCCAAGCUUGCACAGGUCACUCCUGAAGGGGCUAAAGACAUCAUGAGGACUGAGCCAGUGCACUGGGCAAGGGCUUUUUUCUCAGUUGGUUCAAAUUGUGAGUCAGUUGACAACAACCUUUGUGAGUCAUUCAACCAUGCUAUAGUUGAUGCUAGGUUUUAUCCUAUUAUUUCUAUGAAUGAAAAAAUUAGGAAGAAAGUACUUGUGAGAAUUCAGGAACAAAGAGAGAAAGGUGCCAAUUUUAGAGGAAAAAUAUGCCAUGCUGUUUUUAAGAAGCUCAAGAAAAGUAUUGCUAGAACACAAUAUCUUGAAGUGCUCUGGAAUGCAGAAAAUGGAUUUGAAGUGAAGCAAGUGAAUGGAAGAGGAAGGCAGUACACUGUGGACCUGGAAAAGUGGACAUGCUCUUGUGGGUACUUCCAGCUGGCAGGGCUUCCUUGCCAUCAUGCAAUUAGUGCCAUCUACAAGUGCAACAAAAAUAUUGAAGAUUUUAUUGCUCCUUGCUACUUUGUUGAAGUGUUCAACAAAAUCUAUGAGCAUUGCUUGGAGCCAGUGGAGGGUGAAGAGAUGUGGCCAGUGUCACCCAAUCCUAGGCCAGUGCCUCCUGAAUAUGUUAGGUUGCCAGGAAAAGAGAAGAAAAAAGGAAGGCCUAAAAACAAUGAUAGAAGAAGAGAAGAAACUGAGCAACCUAAGGGAAAGAAAAUGAGCAAGCAUGGCACAAUUAUCAAAUGCUCAUUGUGUGGUAACCCUGGACACAACAAAUCAGGAUGUAAACAGAACCCAGAGAGAGGCAAGAAAAAGAAUGCACAUCUUGCUAGAACUAGCAAGAAAAAGAACCCAACUGAGCAAGCCAAAGGAAGUGCAUUUGCCUCUGCCUCUGCAUCUGCUCCACCAACAGCAACAAGUUCAGUACCAGCAGGUCCUUCUACUGGGACCAACAGGUUUAAGCCUCCAAGAAAGAGAACUAAGCUGGACAUGGAGGAGCAGUUCGGACUCACGAUGCCCAAGGCCGUGCCGCUGCAGGCCUUUGUCACGCCACGGUUGGCGCCGGCCGCCUACGCGUGA